UGCCCAGGGUUUUAAGCCAACCCAAGCCUGAAAACUUUGAAGAGUAUAAGCUUGACCUCUACAAUAACGCUGGAGUACAUUAUUGUAUCAGCAGCAUCUCGCUCGUAGCCAUGAUGACGACGAGAAAAGUGGCCGCGGCGGGAGGCGGGGAGGCGGAGGAGAUGAAGCGGAGGAACGCCGAGCUCGAGAGGGCGGCGGCGGAGGCGGCGGCAAGGGAGGAUCGGCUGCGGCGGGAGCUGGAGGCGGCCCUGGCGCGGCUGGCCGUGGCCGAGGAGGCCGAGGAGCGCCUGUGCGUGCAGCUCGGCGAGCUGGAGGCCGAGGCCGUGGAGCAGGCCGUCGAGUACCAGGAGCGUGUCAGGGCGCUGUCCGAGCGCCUCGCCUUCCUUGACGGCGUGCUCAGAUCGUCCGGGAUCCGGGGCUUCGCCGCCGGCGUAACGACGAUGGAUUAAACAAUCGAGAUGUACCGUCAUCGGUGUAUGUCAUCGCCGAUAAAACCGGCUGCUCCUCGAGUAUCGAUGACGGGUGUGUAGAGCUGUACAUUUUGUUAUUUCUAUCCUCAAUAUUGAUUAAGUGUGUAUAUUGUCCGGAGUUGUAUAUUAGCUUGAGAGAUGUGCUCCAUUCAUCCAUCCUAUAAUAAACGUACUUGUAAAUUUAAAAUUUGUGCCAAGAUAAUUACGUCUCUAAGAAUACAAUAUAACAUAUGACUCUA
Zea mays is the source of this 709-nucleotide messenger RNA. RefSeq names its product protein RESPONSE TO LOW SULFUR 3. The record is from RefSeq and is a predicted model, not a curated record. The transcript has a single exon. Lineage: Eukaryota; Viridiplantae; Streptophyta; Magnoliopsida; Poales; Poaceae. Gene Ontology annotation, biological process: cellular oxidant detoxification. Bases 111 to 449 code for a protein of 112 amino acids.